AGGAGAAACUGUGCGUUUUGCAUUCAAGUCUCAGUUGUAAAGCAACUUUUAGGGUCAUCAAACGCUUUAUAGCGACCCUUUUGUAACUUUGCGCGUCAAAUAUAUUGAUUUGUGUAUCAAAAUGUCAAAAACACGUUAUUAAAAAGUGUCUCGGAGUUGUUUCGUUGUGUUGUUGGAAUUUGACUCGACAAAAAACUAUUUGGAAGUGGUUGCCGCGAGUUGUCACUGUUUCCAUGUACUUUGUCAUACAUCGGUAUCGACGUGUAAAUUCUGGUUAAGUUACAAAAGUAAGGUUUCAUCAAGCUUGUGUUGGUUAAAGUGAAACUAUGGUUGUUUCGUGAGGUGAGGUUUUAUAUGCUGUUCGUUAAUUCAGUGCUGGAUAUGGAAGGAAUGCUUUGGAGGUGAAAAAUGUGCAAGAAUAUUUUCUACGUGAAAUCUGUCAGGAAAAAGUGGAGUACGAAAUAGAUCGGCAGGAUGUCAAGCGGGGGUUGCUCCGGGCCGGGGGUGUGCGGGGGAGCGCGGCGCCGGCCCCCGCCUCCGCCGGAGCCCGCGCUCUCCCUCGCCGCGGACCUCAGCGAGCUGAGUCUGGACCAGGGCUACCAUACGCUGGCGGACUGCGGCCCGCCCAGGCGGAGAAGAGAUAACACGCUCAGUGAUGCACUCUGGUUGAGGAUACUGUCGUAUUUAGAUAUAUCAGAGCUAUGCCGCAUGUCACGCGUGUGUCGCCGCUGGGCCCGGUUCGCGGCAAGGCUGGCGGCGCAACCGGAGCCAUGGCGACGGGUGCGCGCAGCCGGCGCCCUGGAGCUGGCAGCGCGCUGCGCCGGCGCACGCGCUGGUCCCUGCGUCACCGCUGUAAGGGAGUGGCGGAUAAAGAAUUGUAUGGUGACGGUAGCCGGGGCACAACUCCUAGCUGCGUCGUUCAGGAAUCUGACUCACCUAGCAAUCACUGGCGCGGCCAGUAUGGACGCCAGAGCACUCGCGCCUAUCGUCACGGACCUGGUCGAUUUAAGGCAUCUUGAUCUUACGGGGUGUCCGAACGUCGACUGGCCAGAAUGGGCGUGGCUGGAGAGCCGGCUAGCAACGCGGAGGCCUCCCGUGGAAUACAUAGAUCUGACGGACUGCAGCAGCGUGAGUGAUGCUGGUCUGUGCGCGUUGCUGCACACCUGCCCUUCCCUGCAGUAUCUCUACCUUAGACGGUGUACUCUAAUUCUAGCACGUUGCUGUCCUAACCUAAAGAAGCUAGCACUGCGCGGCUGUGAACUAGUCGGUGACGAUGGACUGGAGGCUGUAGCGUACUACUGCCGCGGUCUCACACAACUCAAUAUACAGGACACGCCUGUCACGCUGCGCGGAUAUCGCGCUGUUAAAAAGUACUGCAAGCGAUGUGUUAUAGAACACACCAAUCCUGGAUUCUGCUGACGACGUGAGAAUAUACUAAAGUGGUAGAUUACAGAAUCGAAAACAUCCUUCUGUUUUUGGUAAUAAGGGUGUGCAUUCACUGAAGUGGUAGAACAUAAUACAUGGUGUUCAAACUGUAAGUAAUCCAUGGAAUGUUUUCUAAGGGGUGUUUAUAAAAUAAGUGAUAGUUUUUGAUUAUAGAGUGAGAGACUAAAGGGCGAUGGAUUUCUGUAGAACGAUAAAGGUGUACACACACUGAAAGCAAAUAAGAUUGUAAAUACAAGAGACAUUUUUUAUAAGGUGUGCACACACUAAUGUGAUUUUUUUUCCAUCAAGGAAUCUUCAAUUUGUAUGCGAUGUUUGACGUAUAAAAUUGACUAUUCGCGUAUAGCGUAGAGACGUCAAUUUACUUUAUAUUACAGUAUUACAAUAAGUCACAAUGACUAUGGAGUUUGUGUCUGCCAAAAUUCAAGUCACGUAAAUUCACUUCCCGUCCGAAUAAGCCGCUGUGAAAAACGGACCCCGAGGGUUGUUUACUGUUAAAAAUAUCUUUGCGUUGUCAAUACCAGGCUAAAAAGAGACAUAUAUAAAAUAUUGAUGUCUCUUUCUAGCAUGUUAUACCAAUUUUUUUAGAAUUGCGUAUUUUUUUUGACAGUGAAAUAUUCAAGGUCGAGUUUUAGAAAUAUUCUGGAUACUAAUCGUUUAAUUUCUUUCUUUAUACAAGUAUAAUUUUAUAAUUGAAUUAAAGGGUUAAAAGCUUUAAUUCUGUAUAAAAAGCUCAUUGUAUACUGCGGUAAUGUCAGCGUCAGAGAACAAAGCUUUUAUAUCAAAAGCUUUUUAAAUAAAAGCUCGUGUUCAUGACGCGUUUUAAAUUAUUUAAAGUUGAAUACUAUUUGUUCAAGAGAAAUUGACGGGUUAAAAUGUAACUUAUUUUCCAAUAUUCGUCGUUUUAAAGGUUUAAAUUUGAUGUAUUGUGCUACAGGAUGAUAUGCGGGAUUUUAAUUACGAAAAGGUACAUGGUGUUGUAUUUUACGAAUACAAAAAGAUUGGGAGCAAUGUGCAAAAAAUGUUUAUUUAAAGUUAAUUAGUUCUCAAUUUGGAGUGAAUAUGAAUGGUCUAAAAUCUUGAAUUUUAAUAUAAUAAAUUUCCAUUUAUCCAUAUGUAAAUAAUAUAAGAAUAUACAAUUUUUGUAUU
Papilio xuthus (Asian swallowtail) is the source of this 2592-nucleotide messenger RNA. It is a transcript of the gene Fbxl7, whose product is annotated as F-box and leucine-rich repeat protein 7. NCBI's taxonomy places the organism in Eukaryota, Metazoa, Arthropoda, Insecta, Lepidoptera, Papilionidae. Gene Ontology annotation, biological process: SCF-dependent proteasomal ubiquitin-dependent protein catabolic process. Gene Ontology annotation, molecular function: protein binding. The record is from RefSeq and is a predicted model, not a curated record. The coding region runs from base 475 to 1419 and encodes 314 amino acids. Gene Ontology annotation, cellular component: SCF ubiquitin ligase complex. The transcript has 6 exons.